AUGCCAUCACCGGUGGCAGCAAAGCUCAGCUGCAAAACCGCCACAAACAGUGGUCCAAAUCUUCACUCUCUCAUGGCAGCAGCGAGCACUCCACCCAAGCUUCCAUGGCAGCGGCGACAGCAGCUUUGGCGUGAGUUUUGGAAUUUUUGUAUUAUAGAAGAGUAUCCACCAACUGAUGUGGAUGCUCUAAACGAUCAUGGAAAUCUCAUAGAGCUUGACACAACUCCGAUUAGAUACGAAUUGAUCUUGGCAAUUUGUGACUCUUCGUCUCUUUUGGUGUUCUCAGCUCCGAUUAGCACAACGAGAUUGCAAGGCUCAAUCCAAGAGAUUGCUAGUAUUGGUUGUGUGGGAAAUGUGCUUUUAGACACUCCAACAAGGAAUUAUUUCAAGAUUUGGCUCCUUCCCUGUGGAAUUCUUUUGGUACUAUUGCUGCACUUAUACAGUCGGCAACAACUUGGUUCCUCCACCAAAGUCCAUAUUGCUUUGGGUUUUCUCAUUUUAGCGCUGCUUACCGCUCUACAAGUCAAGUAUCAAAACUCUGGCAACCCAUUUCAAACGCAUGGUGCAAUUAUGUCAUCUUUUAUUGUACUUGUGAUUGGUUACGCUUUAACAUUGGCAGGGAUAAGCCAACCAACUCUCAACACAAGCUACCUCCAUAUAGGCAGGAGAAUGUGCAUCAUUUUAGGAACUUCUGCCUCCGGCUUGCUGGUAGAGGUCCUUCUACCACUGUGGGGAAUCCUAAUCCUAAUCCUCGCUAUUUCUGCAUUAAUGUUUGCACAGUUACUGUGUGUCUCACAUCAACAGAUUCUCCAAUGCUUUGUACAAAUUUUCCAAUCAAUCAAUCAAUCUAUUUCAGAGGCAGUCAAAACAUUGUGUGGAUGGGUCCAAAAUGGUUUCUAAUCGCUACAGCAAGCAGCUUCCAAAGCAUUCAACUGUUCUUCAAUGCCAACUGCAACUGCCAACUCAAUAGAGAACCAAGUGGAAAAUGUAGCAACUAGUGGCUAAAUAGUCCUAUCAAUUUAGAGUUUCAGAUUAUCAUAAUAUCAGUAAGUGACCUUAUAUUUCGAUUAAUUUAAGCUCCUAUUUAAUGUUAAAUCCACAUAUUAAUAUGUUAAUAUCAAUUUAAGUUUCUGCAACAA
This is a messenger RNA of Quercus robur (English oak), 1139 nucleotides long. RefSeq lists its product as uncharacterized. The transcript has 5 exons. Bases 1 to 900 code for a protein of 299 amino acids. The record is from RefSeq and is a predicted model, not a curated record. NCBI's taxonomy places the organism in Eukaryota, Viridiplantae, Streptophyta, Magnoliopsida, Fagales, Fagaceae.